Molecule: messenger RNA, 1224 nt
Organism: Chanos chanos (milkfish)
Lineage: Eukaryota; Metazoa; Chordata; Actinopteri; Gonorynchiformes; Chanidae
Gene: mxra8b
Product: matrix-remodelling associated 8b
Exons: 8
Coding region: 16-1173 (385 amino acids)
Biological process (GO): cell differentiation; cell adhesion
Cellular component (GO): cell surface; membrane
Source: RefSeq, a predicted model, not a curated record
UGUCACAACCAGCGGAUGGUGUGGAGGCAGGACCGUCUGCGGGACCGCCAGCGUGUGGUGCACUGGGAUGUGAUCCGAAGCCGUCCGGACUAUACCGUAGAGCGCGUUAUAGACAUGUUCUCAGGAGGAUCUGAGCGCGUCUAUAAUGCUUACAACAAAGGUCGCAUCACCAUGUCCAAAGAUGCUUUCAGCAAUGGCAACUUCUCCCUGGUCAUUCACAAUGUGGGAAUGAAUGACAAGGGUAUCUAUACCUGUAACCUGCAUCACCACUACUGCAAACUUCACCAGUCCAUGCAUAUUCAGCUCAAUGUCACCAAAUCACCUCGAAAGGAGAAGCGUAUUUGGGAUGGCGAGAAGUCUGUGUUUGUGGUGUUGGUGGGGAAGUCCGUGGUUUUGCCCUGUGUGAACCGCCGACCAUUGUGGACGGAGGGGCAGCAGGCGGAAGGGCAGCAGCAAGUGGUCCACUGGGACUGGCAGGCGCCCGGAGUGUCCCGUGACCGGGCAGACCGCCUCAUCGACCUGUAUGCCUCUGGGGAGAACCGAAAAUACGGCCCGCUCUUUCUGCUCAGUAAGAUGAACAUCUCCACAGACGCCUUCUCACGUGGGGAUUUCUCUCUCACCAUCUCGGAUCUUCAGCCUUCCGACAAGGGCCUGUACUCAUGCCACCUGCACCACCACUACUGCGGCCUGCACGAGAGGCGCAUCUUUAGGGUCAUUGUGGGAUCCUCUGUGUCUACCCUGAAUCCAGUUCAGCCGCCAGUGUUUGACCCUACUGAAGCUCCACCAGACCUCUCCAACGACGACCCUAACACAAACAUGGUGGAGAGGCCACAUGUUUUAAAUGUCAUCCUUCCUGAGAAUCAAACACAUUUACUGCAUCAGAUAGGCUACAUCUUAGCCAUCCUCCUCUUACUGACUCUCAUCCUCAUUGGAAUCCUUCUGUCAACACGGCGGUGCAGAAAGAGAGGGUCUGAGUAUGAUGUGCGCAGAUGUGAACGAGGUCACAGUGCAGCCAUUGAACUGGAGUCCAGCGAACUGAGGAGCUGCCCUCAGGCAGAUGUUCGACUGGAUUACAAGAACAACAUUAUGAAGGAGAGGGCAGAGACGAACAAUUAUCCGUCCCCAAAAGUCAUUGACCUCAAUAAGGAAAUGGAGAAAAUGUCGUGGAAAUGAGAGGUUUUGUGCUGCUGGCUGGUCCAGGGCACACAGGAGUGGAGAGAGAGA